Macrobrachium nipponense is the source of this 1897-nucleotide messenger RNA. RefSeq lists its product as uncharacterized. Gene Ontology annotation, biological process: DNA integration. NCBI's taxonomy places the organism in Eukaryota, Metazoa, Arthropoda, Malacostraca, Decapoda, Palaemonidae. Gene Ontology annotation, molecular function: nucleic acid binding. Bases 1 to 1800 code for a protein of 599 amino acids. The record is from RefSeq and is a predicted model, not a curated record. The transcript has a single exon.
AUGUUGCAGACAGAUGCAUCGCGACUGCAUGGUCUGGGAUUUGCUUUACUUCAAAAGCAUGGAACGGACUGGAAACUAACGCAAUGUGGCUCAAGAUUCCCUUCAGAUGUUGAAACAAGAUAUUCUGUGAUAGAGCUGGAAAUGACAGCUGCAUUAUGGUCAAUAAAGAAAUGUCAUACUUACUUGGCUGGAUUACCUCAUUUUGAUGUUGUGGUAGAUCAUAGACCAUUGAUACCAAUUCUUAACAGUAAGUCACUUGGUGAAAUUGAAAACCCUAGACUUCAACACAUGAGGGAGAAGCUAAGUAAUUUCAGUUUUACUGUCCACUGGCAGAAGGGAAGUAUUCAUUGUAUUCCAGAUGCUUUAUCGCGUGCACCAGUUCAAGAUCCUACGGAAGAAAAUUGUUUGAAUGAGGAUGGAUCCACUGAUCCUUUGCAUGUUACAAUUGUGAAUGCCCUUGACAUGCAUGAAGAUGGUGUACUUCUGACACCUCUAAAGGACAAAACGCUGGAAAAGGUACGUGUUGCUGCUGAACAGGAUGCAGAAUACAAUUCACUUCGGGAAAUUAUAAUGAAAGGUUUUCCUGAACACUGCCAUAAUUUGGAAGUAGAACUCAGGCCUUUCUGGAAUAUACGUGAUAUGCUUGCAGUAGAUGAUGACCUAAUUGUUUAUGGAGCAAGACUUCUUAUACCCAAGAGUCUUCGACGGGAAACUCUUGAAUGUCUUCAUGAUGGUCAUCAGGGAAUAGACCGCACAAAAAGGAGGGCGCGACAGACUGUUUACUGGCCUAAAAUUGAAUCCGUAUCUGCGGGUUAUUUUCAUGUCAUGGGUCGUACUUAUCUUGUUUAUAUUGACAGGUUGUCUGGAUGGCCUUGUGUAUCUUCGUGCCAGGGUAUAGCUUCUGUAUCCAAUCUAAUACGGUCACUGAAGGCUAUAUUUUCAGAUACUGGUGUUCCUGUUUUGUUGAAAACUGAUGGAGGACCACAGUUUGCUUCAUCAGCUUUGAGACGUUUUUUAUCUCGCUGGGGAGUAGAACAUCGCAUUACUUCGCCAUAUAAUCCGAAGGCAAAUGGACAUGCAGAAGCAUCAGUGAAAAUUAUCAAGAAGCUGAUUAUGACUACUGCUAAGAAUGGGAACCUGGAUGCGGAUGAAUUUGCCCGUGGAAUGUUGGAGCUUAGGAAUACACCUCGUGCUGAUGGCAGAUCACCAGCUCAAGUUUUAUUUGGUCAUCCCCUCAGGUCUUUUAUUCCAACACAUCGUCGCUCAUUUGCCAAAGAGUGGCAAAAGAAAGCAGAGGAAUGUGAUGUUAAAGCAGAGUAUUUGCGAAGUCAGGCGAAGCAACGAUACGACAGUACUGCCAGACCCCUUUCUCAUUUGAAAAUGGGUAGUUAUGUUGAUGUUCAAGAUCACACCACAGGACUUUGGAAUUGCCCAGACGUUGUUGUCGGCAUUGGAUCCAGGCGAGAUUAUCUCAUAAAGAUGGGCGGUGGGCGCAUUUUGUGGAGAAACCGAAAGUUCCUGAGACCACAUCGACCUCUUUUACCAAUAUAUGGAUCAAGCCUUGAUGCAACUAAUACUCCCAGUAAACCAAAGGAUGUGGAGAAGUCACAAGAUAAUUCUACUGCUGAUGUUAUUAGCAAAUCAAUCUUGCCUACACCAGCUCCACGUCGUAGUUUGCGGCAUAGGAAAGAACCUGAUCGUCUACAAGUAAAAUGGAAGAAAAAUACAUAUGAAUCAGAAGGAUUUUCAUAUGCCAGGGAUUAUAAUAUCACCCUAGACGUCUUAGGGGAAGGUGUGUGAUAUACCUCCAAAUGUCCUUAUUCAUUUGUUUACUAGUUAUGUAAUGGGUGGUUCGGUAAUUAUAUUGUAAUGGUAAUUGGUUUCGAAUGUAAAUAAA